AUGACUAACCGGAAACGCACGCUGGAAAAUCCUGCGUCGGACGAUGCAAAACGUCCAAAACUUGAUGAAUCGUCGGUGGUGAACCAAGCUGAUGAAAUUGCAGCACCACCGGGAACCAAGCAUCAAACCGACGCAUCCUUAGCGACCGACGCAGGCAGCAUACAGUUGAGCUCUCAAGCUAGUCAACACACUAACAAUGCAACAAUGUCUGCAACUGACCCUACCUCUGCACCUCUGGUUCCUACCAACGCAACAACUAUCACAACUGUUGCUACGGAAGCGCGGCUGGCGGUCACUCUGUCCAUUCCUACUACGGUGCCAAUGACUUCCCAAGCGACAGACCUUGGAGCAUAUUCGAUUACGCCUCAAUCAACAACGUCACCUUCAAGUUCCAGUCCCGUGUCACCGCCACGUCUUCCACAAAUUCAUCGCCCACCUCAGAUCAAUCACGCCAGUGGAAUAUCAGGAACCAGCGGCCGAUGUGCCACUAUUGGAUCAUUGCUAGGGUCCGUAACUAUCACGGCUGUCGAUGAGGAUUAUAUCAAAGAUUUGCCCGAUGACGUCCAACAGCGUGUCAAGAACUUGAUGGCCUUUGAAAACCCGUCUCAAAACACGUUUGCGUGGGGCAAGCUUCCGCGAAACGCCGCGUGGGGCAGCAUCACGAGUUCUAUCGCCAACACCGACAAACUUAUCUGCAAUCCCCAUACCACUACGCCUAUCAAUGUCAUAUGCUGUGGUAAAGUCAUCUCACUAUCAUUUGGUAGCCAAGAGCAGCCUGUCCCUAAGGCGUCUAUCGUCAUUCUGCCACCUUCGCAACCUCUCUCAAUCCAGGCCUGUCGACUCACUUCAGGCCUAUCUGACCCUACUCUCACAAUGCCAGAUCCGCUAACGUGGCAUACCGUACAGUUCAGCAGGUUCCAACAAUGCAAGUUGCCAAACGGCGAGAAAGGUCCCAUUGUCCUCUUCGAUUCUGUUUACGAUGCCCAACUCGGUAUUUUGCCCCGAACAGUGAGACCUAAGCUGACACCUCUGGACAUCAAGAAACACAACAUAGUUAUGAUUGAAGCGCGUAUCAGCAAAUACAAUACGAAAUCACUUGACACGGGUAGGUGGCUUAGUCGCGCUCAAUACGAGUUUACGGCAAUCCACUUGCUUUACUCAUCGCCUAUCAUUGAGACGGGCGAUGAAGAGGUUGGAGAUGACGAUGUUUUUGCCAACUUAACUUCGUUCUGA
Molecule: messenger RNA, 1233 nt
Organism: Coniophora puteana RWD-64-598 SS2
Lineage: Eukaryota; Fungi; Basidiomycota; Agaricomycetes; Boletales; Coniophoraceae
Exons: 8
Coding region: 1-1233 (410 amino acids)
Source: RefSeq, a predicted model, not a curated record